Molecule: messenger RNA, 2029 nt
Organism: Amaranthus tricolor (Joseph's coat)
Lineage: Eukaryota; Viridiplantae; Streptophyta; Magnoliopsida; Caryophyllales; Amaranthaceae
Product: cytochrome P450 81Q32-like
Exons: 2
Coding region: 300-1817 (505 amino acids)
Molecular function (GO): heme binding; oxidoreductase activity, acting on paired donors, with incorporation or reduction of molecular oxygen; iron ion binding
Source: RefSeq, a predicted model, not a curated record
AAUUCUCCAUAUAUAUAUAUAUAUAUACCCUUAUGAGUAACAGGGGUGGCGAUAUUUAAGAAUUAAAAAAAAAAUAACGUCAAAAACACCUACAAUUGAAUAAUCGAAAAACAUAACGUGUCUAAAACUCUAACCUCACAUUUUUUUUUAUUGCAUUCUGCCUGCUUAAGUUUUCAAUCAUUAAACUGGAAAACAUAAAAUAAUGGCCAAUGGAAAAUGGAAAAGCUUUUGGUACGUACUGCGUUGAAAAGUUCUUCAAUUCCUUCCCAAAUCACUAAUCAGAACAACAGAUAGCAAAAAUGGAGGUCAAAUGGCUAAACCCAUCUCUUAUAUUGCUAUUAUUACCUUUAUUCAUCAUCAAAUUCAUAAUUCAAACACACAAAAAAUCACCUAAACUUCCUCCAACUCCAAUUAGCCUUCCAUUUAUAGGCCAUCUUCACCUUCUAAAAAUACCACUUCACAGAACCCUCCAGAAACUUUCACAAAAACAUGGUCCCUUAAUAUCUCUUAAAUUUGGAUCUCGUUCUGUAAUCAUAGUCUCAUCUGCAUCACUCGCAGAAGAAUGUUUCACAAAAAACGAUAUGAUUUUUGCUAAUCGCCCACUUUUUCUUAUGGGUAAAUACCUUGGCUAUAACGGCAAUACAAUGGUUACUGCUCCAUAUGGUCAACAUUUCCGGAACUUGCGUAAGAUCAGUUUACUCCAACUUUUAUCAACUAAUCGUCUUAAUAUGACAGUUAGUAUCCGACGAGAUGAAAUGAUUGCAAUGAUUGGGAAACUGAAUGAGGGUUUGAAUUUAGGGUUUGGUAAAGUGGAGCUGAAAUGGGGUUUUCGGGUAUUGGUUUUUAAUGUGUUAUUGAGAAUGCUUGCUGGGAAAAGAUAUUAUGGUGAAGAUGUGGUGGAUUUAGAGGAAGCAAAGAGGUUUACUGAUGUAAUUAGACAAGUUCUUGAGCUUGCAGGUGCUUCUAAUCCUUUGGAUUUUGUACCUGUGUUGAGAUGGAUUGAUUAUGGUGGGUAUAUAAAGAGGAUUAAAGGACUUGCUACGGAAACUGAUGGAUUCUUGCAAGCUCUUGUGGAUGAACAUAGAAGUGGGGCAGUUGGGUCAGAUGGUGAAGAAACUUUGAUUAGUCGUUUGAUUUUGUUGCAGGAAUCAGAUCCUGAGUACUAUACUGAUGAGACUAUUAAAGGGCUUAUAUUAGUGUUGCUAGUUGCUGGGACUGACACUACUUCGACAACCAUGGAAUGGGCGAUGUCACUACUACUAAACAAUCCUAACGUUUUAGACAAGGUGAAAUCCGAAAUAGACAAUGAAAUCGGACAGCAUCGUCUGUUGGAAGAGGCGAAUCUUCCUAAAUUACGAUACCUUCAAGACGUCAUUUUAGAGACACUAAGGCUCUUCCCUGCAGUUCCACUUCUGCUACCUCAUUUGUCAUCUCAGGAAUGUCAAAUAAGUGGUUAUCAUAUACCGCAAGACACCAUGUUGCUGGUCAAUGUAUGGGCUAUUCAUCGAGACCCAACUUUGUGGGAUGAGCCUGAGGUGUUUAAGCCUGAGCGUUUUCAGACUACUGAGGUUGAUCAAUGUAAGUUGUUGCCUUACGGUGCAGGUAGGAGAAGUUGUCCUGGGGCGACAUUGGCCAAUAGAAUGGUGGCUUUGGCUUUGGGAUCGUUGAUUCAGUGCUUUGAUUGGAAAAGAGUCGGGGAUAAGGAAAUAGAUAUGACUGAAGGCCAAGGGCUUAACAUGCCGAAAGCACAGUCUCUUGAGGCUCUGUGUAAAGCACGGCCUAUCAUGCGCAAAAUUCUUACAUCUCCACAAAGAUGAUGGAUCUGUUCGGCAAAUGGUGGUUGGUUGUAAUAGUCGAUUUGUUUUGAUUACUAAAAAUUUUGGCUGGUUUGCUUACUAUUAAGCAAGCUGUUUAAGCCAAUUAUGAAAAUAUUUGAUAAAAAUUAAUUGUUAGUUGUAAAUUGUGUAUUAGAAAAAAAGUAUAUUAAAUAUUCAAAAUCUAAUGAAAAAUAUACUCCCUCCGAACCAAA